This is a messenger RNA of Plectropomus leopardus (leopard coralgrouper), 2322 nucleotides long. The record is from RefSeq and is a predicted model, not a curated record. Lineage: Eukaryota; Metazoa; Chordata; Actinopteri; Perciformes; Serranidae.
AUGAAGCCCCGGCUGGAGUAUUUCAAGCGGCUUCAUCUAAAAAUAACCCGGUCACACUACAUUCCAGCCGACAGCCAUCAGGAGGACAGAGGGACGGGGUCAGGGGGUAGAAACAGCAACACCCUCCACCACCAACAACCCCAACACCACCUCCCUGCUCCUGUGUCGGGCAAAGACAGUGAUGAACAGCCACAGCUGACGGUUGAUAUUGGGGAACCACAAACAGAGGCCCUGGAAGAGCCUGUGGACAAAGGUGCAGAUUUGGUUUACUCCCUCAAUGACAGACCACCGUGGUAUCUCUGCAUCCUGCUUGGCUUCCAGCAUUACAUCCUCGCGUUUGGAGGCAUCAUUGCAAUCCCGCUGAUCCUGGCCGAGCCCCUCUGCAUAAAAGACAACAAUGUCGCCAAAAGCCAGCUCAUCUGCACCAUAUUCUUUGUGUCAGGAAUAUGUACUCUGCUGCAAACAGCCAUUGGUACCAGGUUACCCAUCCUCCAGGGUGGGACAUUCAGUUUCAUCACUCCGACCCUGGCCAUUCUUGCCCUGCCCAAGUGGCAGUGCCCAGCCCCAAAAGCACCCAUGAUGUUGUCCGUGCAGCUGCAGAACAGCACCAGCUCGCUACAAAUGGAAAAUUCUGAUGAGGUCUGGAUGUCACGAAUGCGUGAGAUCCAGGGAGCCAUCCUGGUGUCCUCUCUGCUCCAGAUCAUCCUGGGUCUUUCUGGCCUGGUUGGCCUCGUGCUGAAAUAUAUCGGUCCGCUGGCUAUCGCCCCCACCAUCAACCUCAUUGGCCUGUCACUGUUCAUUGAAGCUGGGAAGAAGUCUGGAGGUCACUGGGGAAUUUCUGCUCUCACAGUCUGUCUGAUCCUCCUGUUUUCUCAGUACCUCAGCAAAGUCAAUGUUCCAAUGAUUGCUUACAAGGAUAAGAAGUGGAAGAUUUUCCAGUACCCCCUCUUCAAGCUCUUCUCUGCUUUGUUCGGGAUGUGUGGUGCCUGGCUCGUCUGCUUCUUACUGACCAUCUUUGAGGUCUUCCCUUCAAAGUCUGAUGAGUACGGUUUCUCAGCCAGGACCGACAUCAGCCUGGACGCUGUGGCUAACUCUCCUUGGUUCCAUGUGCCUUACCCAGGUCAAUGGGGUGUACCCACAGUGAGUGUGUCCUCAGUGUUGGGUAUGAUGGCAGGCGUCUUAGCAUCUACCAUGGAAUCAAUUGGUGACUACUAUGCUUGUGCUCGCUUGUCCGGCGCACCUCCUCCACCAACUCACGCCAUAAACCGAGGUAUCGCAGUGGAGGGCAUUGGCUGCAUCCUGGCUGGACUGUGGGGAACUGGAAAUGGCACCACCUCCUACAGCCAGAACAUCGCUGCGCUUGGCAUUACCAAGGUUGGCAGCAGAUUGGUGCUCCAAACAACCGGCAUUCUUAUGAUGGUCCUGGGGAUCUUUGGGAAAUUCGGGGCGGUUUUUAUCACCAUUCCAGACCCUGUCAUUGGAGGCAUGUUCCUCGUUAUGUUUGGAAUGAUUGCAGCAGUGGGGAUAUCCAACCUCCAGUAUGUGGACCUUAACUCGUCCCGUAACCUCCUCAUCCUCGGCUUCUCUACCUUCAGUGGCCUUGUUUUGCCUACGUGGUUUCACUCCAACCCCGGCAUCAUUGACACAGGAAUAAAAGAGCUGGACCAAGUGAUUGUGGUGCUCUUCACCACACACAUGUUCAUUGGAGGAUUCUUUGGGUUUAUCCUGGACAACACCAUUCCUGGCACUGACAAAGAGCGGGGUAUCAAAAGCUGGCGGGACAAGGUACAACAGGGAAGCAAAACCUUGAGUGACCAGUCAUGCUACGAUAUUCCUUUCUGCAACUUUGUUUUUAAACGACUCAGAUGUUUUCAGUACCUGCCCUUUCUCCCUUCUUAUCGGGCCACCGAACAGGGGACAUCCAAUUAUUGAAGUGUUGACUCACAGGGUUGCAAUGAUGCUGGUCUAUUAGUCCAGCAAGGCAAAACAUUAGUUGAGGUUCUGCAAAAUAUCUAAACCUUAUAUUCUUUAGGACUCCAAGUUUAAUAUGUUUCACUAAAUACAUGGUAAGAAAUAAAAAUAGAAUUAAACUUAAUGUUGAAUUUCUACAACAAGGUUGGGGUACUAUGUCUAGUUGGAAUUUAACCAUAUAAACUCUCUCCAUGUUAUUUCUAGCUUAAUAAAACAUUUGUAGCACCUGAAAAGUAGUCUGACAUUUCACAAGAAUUAUCUGUCAUCAGAGGAGCUUGCAUAGACAUUAGUUAGACACUCCUUUAAUUUGUUGUUAAGAUUUUGUAAAGCUUUUGCAACAUGCACCAGAAA